Mercenaria mercenaria is the source of this 2699-nucleotide messenger RNA. RefSeq lists its product as uncharacterized. The transcript has 3 exons. The record is from RefSeq and is a predicted model, not a curated record. Gene Ontology annotation, cellular component: membrane. Gene Ontology annotation, biological process: immune response. NCBI's taxonomy places the organism in Eukaryota, Metazoa, Mollusca, Bivalvia, Venerida, Veneridae. Gene Ontology annotation, molecular function: tumor necrosis factor receptor binding. Bases 61 to 846 code for a protein of 261 amino acids.
UCGGGUUAGCAGACAUAUAAACUGAUACAAUUUAAAACAGUGGAUGAAAAAUACGACAGAAUGGAUACUAAACUAAAACUUAUUAUUAUGAUAGUACUUGUUAGUGUCGGUGUUUGUCUGGCUGUGGUAAUGGCUCUGCUUUUGACCAUGCCGGAAUUACCAACAACUAUCGGAAAGAAUCAAAUAUGUUUACCGAAUAAGGAUAGCGAUCUUCAGUGUGGCCCAACGGCAGAUAUGCUUCACGAAUAUUUAGUGAUGAUAAUUGAGAAGAAAUAUGGCGAAAUCAAAACAGAACAGCAAAGGAUAAAACAACAGAAGUGUCAAGAGGCACAGGCAGCAUGUGCGAAAAUGACACCAGCCGUAAAACUCACUGGGAAACCGCAGACUUCGAUUAACAAAUAUGACAUGGGUGCUGAUAUGGUACCAAUAAGAGAAUGGCAGCAUAAUAGAGAUCUGCAUAGAACAAAUGAAUUUGAAAGAUACGCCAUUCAGUACUCAGACGGCCGCCUGAUUAUUUCUGUUGACGGCACAUAUUUUAUACAUUCAUUCGUCGAGUUGUUUGAGCCAUGUGACCCUUCGACUGGGAAGCCAAAUGUCAAAGAUCCUACAAAGCCUAUCAAACAUAACAUCUUCAAAUUCAGUAAACUCGAUCAAGAGGAAAUGGAGCUAGCUGUAGAUGUUCAACCACAUAUGGUGUCAAGCAACAAACACUUUAACUAUUACAGUAGCUAUGUCUCUUCACUUGCAUAUCUUAAAACUGGUGACGAGCUUUCUGUAAAAGUCAGCAACAUAACGUAUCUUAAAUACACACAAAAUAAUUAUUUUGGGAUGAACUUAGUAGCAUAGUCCUUUUGUUUUUUUAGUAAUCCUUGCCGUAAGGGACACGUGCUCGUCGUGGUAAGGGCACAGGUUGUCGUUGCUUUGUAGAGUGUGAUACUCUACUUAGCAGCGAUAACCUGACCAAGAUCUCUUUUGACAUUCUAUAUUAAGGUAGUGGACCCGUAAUGACUGUUGGCAGUUUCCGUGCAAUAACAUAUUCAUUUUUAGCAAUUUCGGCAUCCUUCAACUAUAACAGAGAGCUAUUUUUCAUUACGACUAGAUAUGCCAAAUCGCCCACAGAGAAUACGUACUCGAACGGAAAAUGCCGAUUGUCAUUUCAGGUCCACUACCUUAAUCAGUCAUUUAUACCUAGAAAUUGUGUUUUGUAUUUAUUAUUUAUCUUCGUACCAGAGUUAGUUGUUUGAAAAGAAAGCAACUGAGGCAGAACAACAAACUUUAUAAACUAUUUACUUUGAAGAGAAAUUGUAUGGUUGUCUGUAAAUCAGGAAAUCGUAAAUUAAAACAAAUGCCGUAUAAGUUUUUUUUUUUUUUUUUUAACUUCCAGCUUAUUUUUACGACAAAAUCAGAUUUGUAAAUAUUGGCCUUGUAUGAAUUCGCCGCGUAAAGUCAAGUAAACCGGUAUCAUGUAACAUUUUUCGAUCCGUACAAAUGACUCUUUGAUAUACGGGAGACAACUUCGACUUUAAAUCGGGCUUUAUACUUUUGUUGUUUAUACGAGAAAAGACAUUAUAAUGAAAAAAAAAAAACCCUGGCAAAUUUAGACUAAUAAAAUGCAUCCUGAACAAAAUUGAUAUUUUCCGAAUUUAUACAAGCAAUCAAUACAGCAAUAAUGUUUAUAAAACAGAAAUAAAUUUUCGCACGUUUUACAAACCAUGAUUUAGCAUAUCUUUGAUGUUUUUCACGUAGGAUCAUGGUAAUAAUAAAAAGGUUGAUAAGGAAUUGGGAAUUCUUUAAAACAUUUUUUUUAUAAAAAAAAAAAGAAAAUGACACUUGUGACGAAACAUUAUAAACAUAUGCCGGUUACCUAGCACUAUGUCUAUUUUAUUGCUAUACUGUAAAUAUUUAAUGAGCUAUAUUUACUAGACCUUGCGAUUGCGUAAAUAUUAAAAUCGUAUACUUUCAUUCCAUUAUUUAUGAAACCGUAUUAUGUUUUUUUGAACAUCAAGAACUUUUUGAAGUUACUUUGUCCAAAGUGUAAUAAAAGAUCAAUAUAAUCGUACCGAAAUUUAAUUUAAAGAGUUGAUGAUUUUAUGUUGAUUGCUUAUUGUUUUAUUUCAAAAAUGUAGUACAGAUAUGUUUUUAUUUGCCCACAGAAUAUUACAUUUUCCAUUUGUAUUCCUUCUUAGGUACAUUUUAAAGAAACCCAUUUAAUCAAAUAUAAAAGUACUACAAUGGUAAUUAUAUCACAAAACAUAAUCUGGUGCAUGUAGAUCAUUUCAUGUUUUUUUCUAUAUUUUUAUCAAAUGGAAAAGAACUAAUUCUUGUAAAUUUUCUAUUCGUUUUAUUCAUUGACAACUUUCAUUUAACGACACCUACAACACCUUAACACUGAAUCUUUACUCUUAUUUCUGAAAUAGUUAGAUGUACAUUAACAUGUAAACACCAAAGAAGCUUGCCUCAAAAAUGAUUUAAUGUUUUGGCUUUCAAUUAAAUGUUUAGAUUUUGGAAAGAUGGUAAAUAUAUGUCUUCAUACACAUUUUUAUUUAGGUUCUGAAUUAAGUGCCAAGGAUCAAUAAAACAGUAAACAUAGUUAGUAUGUUCUCUGAAAAAUAAAUGUUUUUCAUGAUUAUUGCAUUAUAUUCAAUCAAUAUAUGUGAGUUGUUUAAUUAGAGAGUAUAUAAUAAACAACUGAUUCACUA